Messenger RNA from Oenanthe melanoleuca, 1065 nucleotides. RefSeq lists its product as uncharacterized. The record is from RefSeq and is a predicted model, not a curated record. Lineage: Eukaryota; Metazoa; Chordata; Aves; Passeriformes; Muscicapidae. The coding region runs from base 1 to 822 and encodes 273 amino acids. The transcript is spliced from 4 exons.
AUGGCGCGGCCGCGGGCGGGGGGCGCGCACCGGCCCCGUCGCGCUCCCGCCGCCGCCACGCGAGCGGGGCGGGGCUGGGGGGAGGGACUUCCUCGUGUUGGAGGGGCGCUGGCGGCGCGGAGCCGCCCGGCCGCCAGGGGGCGCGCUGCCGGCGGGGCAGGCGCGCGGCGGGCGGGGCGGCGCUCUGGCCCCGCGGCGGCCCCUCAGGGCACCAUAGAGAGGGCGCGGCUGCGGCUGCUGAGGGACAGCGAUAACAGCAGGGAAAAGGACCGGGAAAAACACCGGGACAGGAUAAAACCAGAGCCUCGUGUGACGUUGACUUUGUGGAGGGAGCAGCGUUUUCUCUGCCCAGACCUGCGGGCAGGUGAGGCAGCAGCUGCCGCACAGGUUCAGCUGGGGCAGCGACACCGGAGAGCAAAUCCCGGGAGCAGCUUCUGCUGGGAAGCUCGGAGAGACAAAGGAUCACGAGAAGGGCUCCUCCCCGGCCGCUCCCGAGCGCUAAUUGCUGAGCCGCCGGAGCGAGAAGCACGCGAGGAUGGCCCGGGAAGGGACGCCGGGUUUCCACUCCCCACCCAGUCCAGGAACAAAAGCAGCGAUGGUGGCAGCGGGAGGGUGUCCCAGGCAGCUCCCACCCUCUGGAGAAGCCCUGCCCCGUUUCCUCGGGGUGUGUCCCGGGCAGUUUCGGCAGGUUCAGCGCGCAGGGACCGCGGAGCCGCAGCUGCUGAGCGCAGCGCAGCCUGCAGGGUUUGUGUGCCCAGCUCCAUCCGCUGCCCUAACGAGGUAAUGACACCCCUGCUCCUCAAAGGCUGCUCCAGAGAAUAAACUAAUUAACCAGCAGCCUCCCCUGCUGCGUUUAGCAACCCCUCGCUGCCAAUUACAGGUGAGAGCAGCGGCUGAGCCACAGCUGCUCGCUGGCCCUGCUGCUCCUGCCAAGCACAGGGACUGCAGCCCGUGGGACUCCCACCCUCCACCCACUGCCCAGGCUGCCAGCCCCUCCAGCAGCUGCUGAACACCAGGGAAUGGAAAGCUGAGGGUGCCCCCAGCAGCAGGGCCCUCGAGGGGACA